UCCUUUUUCAUUUUUACUCUGACAUACAGAAAGCACAUAUACUACAUCACGUCAGACAUAAGAAGUACGUGAAAACCAAAGAAUGUAUCCCAUAACUGUGCCAGGCUUAACACAACUUGUUCUGGACAUCAAACACCACAUUGCCGUUUGCUGUUUGUUUGUAGUUUUAUCAAAACUAUUCGAAAUGGCAGCUUGUAAAGUCAGGAAGUUCACACGUCAAAUGACGGAGUCAAAUGACGGGGGGAAGGCCAAAUGCAAAGUACAGACAGGAUCUAAGAGACCGCAGCCUAGGUCUGAAUCUGCCUGCCGCCAAAAACCGAAACGGACACGCACAGCUACUGGAACUAAAGACACAAUGCCGAAAGAGACGACAGACAUAAUUAGCAAGGUGUCUCAAAGUGCUAACGAAGGCCGUAAAAGUGUUAAAAAAGUCCGAG
Messenger RNA from Lymnaea stagnalis (great pond snail), 437 nucleotides. The record is from the annotation of a GenBank genome assembly. NCBI's taxonomy places the organism in Eukaryota, Metazoa, Mollusca, Gastropoda, Lymnaeidae.